CCAGGAAGAACAGUACAUGGCAUUGCAUGCACUGAAGCCACCGGAUAACAGUGCAGUGCAUUGCUUACUACUGGAACAAGACCCAUUUUCAAUUGAAGUGUCGUAAAUUGCAAAUCAGCUAAAUUUGAAAAUGCUUUCAAGUGCCGUACAUUUGCAAGACGUAUGUGUGACUGAUCUGUUUCCGUUUUUUUUUUUUUUUUUUUUGAAAUGGCAGUGCCACCUCAGCUGAACUACCUCAUCAACACACUGUUUCUGUUGGCACGCCAAAAGCCACAACCAUAGUCGGUGGCUAGUUAUUUUUCUUGCUGUGGUUUCGGGCGAGGGCUGCCUUGUUUUUCUGUUACAAUGAAACUGAGAAAAGCCUGCACGUGGUUGGCGCUUGCCCUGCUGUCCUUGAUGUUAAGCACAUAUAUGGUAUUGCUAUACUUUCUGGACUUGCCCAAACUGACAGGAAACAGCCAUGGCUGGCAUCGAAACAUUUCAAUCCUGCUGUGGCACUGGCCCUUCAACCGCCCCUACCCGCUGGAGGGAGAUGUCUGCCUCGAUAUGUACAGCAUUCCACGGUGUCUACUCACCGACAACCGCUCGCGCUUUGACCAGGCGGACGUGGUGGUUUUUCAUCAUUAUGAGCUCGAAAUGGCCCACCAGAAACUUCCGUUGCACCUGCGGCGCCCGCCGGCUCAGAAGUGGGUUUGGUUGUCGCUAGAAUCUCCGGCGAUGAAAAAUAUCAGUGCAUACAACCACCUGUUUAACUGGACCAUGACCUACCGGCAGGACGCGGAUAUAUUCAUGCCUUACGGGAGGAUGAUUCCUCAAAGGACAAACGAAAGUUUCCUCAUUCCAAAGCACCGCUCGUGUCUCGCCAGCUGGGUCGUCAGCAACUACAAUAGUCACCACAACAGAUCUCGUGUGGUCCUUCAACUGCGUAAGCACAUUCGCGUCGAAGUCUAUGGCUCGUCUUACAGGAGGCCUUUGGCUAGAGAGCAAUUGCUGCCCACCAUUGCCCGCUGCCAUUUUUACCUGGCCUUUGAGAACGCCAUCUCCAAAGACUACAUCACAGAGAAGCUGUGGAGGAAUGCCUUCCAAGCUGGUGCGGUGCCCGUGGUUUUGGGACCACCUCGGUCUAACUACGAGGCGUUUGUGCCUCGUGAUUCUUUCAUCCAUGUUAAUGACUUCAACAGCACUGAAGAGCUGGCCUCCUUCCUCAAGAGGCUGGCUACGGACAAAGCCCAAUAUGAGUUGUACUUCAAGUGGCACAAAGAGCAUGCCAUUCACGUGUACUCAGACUGGAGGGAAAGGCUCUGCCACAUCUGUAAACGCUAUAAUGAGCUGCCCUCUUUCAAAGUCUACCAUGACCUACAAGGCUGGGCCUGGCAGUGAUAUGAUUGGAAUUCAAAUCAAAUAAUCGUGUGUAUAUGCCACUGUGGUGUUUUUGACAUGGAAAACAUAAAGAGAUUUUGUCAUGAGUUUGUCAUUUGUCAAUUUCGUUUGAUUAAUGUCUAAUGAUACUACUAAGACCACAAGUAAAAACCCACAAAUCCCAUGCACAUUACAUACUGUAAGUGUUCUGAAGGUUAUUACAGAAUAGCUUGCUUGAGGUUAACCAUGCUUGUUCCCUGGUUAAGAGCCCGUAAAACAUUGUUACCACUAAAGCAGAUCCUCUCAGUAAAUGUUGGACAAGCUGUAUUCAAAUUUGAAUAAUAAAUACAGAUAACAUGAAGUAACCAUUACUUUUGAAAUGUAUUAUAGUUAUGCGAAGAUAAACGCAAGGGAAGUUGCUCCUAAAGCGUUGUUAUGGUUAGUCAGUGCAGAAAUGAAUUGUUGAUGAAGAGGUAUGGUAAAUGUAGACAUGAAACCAUUAUUUUUAAUUCAUUAUUUAAAUUAAUUUGCCCAUGAGUUUAGGGUUUAUCCAUGCUAACGCAUGGACCAGUAGGCUAUGUACUGGGGCAUCAUGUGGUAAAAAAUAUCCCUGUUUUGUGCCAGUGUGAAAAUGA
Molecule: messenger RNA, 1994 nt
Organism: Clupea harengus (Atlantic herring)
Lineage: Eukaryota; Metazoa; Chordata; Actinopteri; Clupeiformes; Clupeidae
Product: alpha-(1,3)-fucosyltransferase 7
Cellular component (GO): membrane
Molecular function (GO): alpha-(1->3)-fucosyltransferase activity
Source: RefSeq, a predicted model, not a curated record